AUGAAGGAGAACACAGGAUAUGGGGACAUCAUGGAGCUGACAGAGAAAUUCACUUUCAAUCCAAAAGAGGGGAUUGACAAUCCAGCUCUGGUCAUCUCGGAUGAUGCAGCACCUGCUCCAGGGCCGGAGCUGCGCCUCUGCGUGCUGAAGCGCAAGGCGGGAGAGAGCUACGGGUUCCACAUGCGUGUAGAGAGCGGCUGCCGGGGUCAUGUGAUCCGGCAGGUGGAGCCGUGGGGCGUGGCGGAGCGGGCCGGACUGAGGGACGGGGACCGGCUGCUGGAGGUCAACGAGACCUUCGUGGACGACCUCGAGCACCUGGAGGUCGCUCAGAGUAUCCAGGUGGGGGGGCCUCAGCUGUGUCUGCUGGUGCUGGGAGGAGAGGAGUAUGACCAGGCCUUGUCAGAGGGUCUGGAUCUCCGGGCCCUGACCAGGGACCACCGCGGGCAGGACUGCGCCCGGCCCCGACUCUGCCACAUCACCAGGGACCCCGGGACUGGCAUGGGCAUCAGCAUCGUUGUCGUCGAUGGAGAGAGAGGCAAGUACUCUGUGAGCACUGCGCCCGGGGGUCCUGCAGAACGAGCAGGGGUGCAGAAGGGGGACCACCUGGUGUGGAUCAACGGUGCCGUCGCAUCAGAACUCACACAGUCUGCAAUCAACAAGAUGGUGAAGAGGUGUGGGAACCAUCUGACCGUGCUGGUGAUUGACAGCGAGAGCGAGCAGAGCUAUGCCCGCCGGCGGAUGCCCAUCCUGCCCGCCAUGGCCGGCACCCACAACCUGCCGCACCGCCCCCUGAGGCUCCACCUGGUGCAGGGGCCCGACGGCUACGGCUUCCUGCUCAGGCAGGAGAAGUCUGCCUCGGGGCGUAUCGACCACAGGCUGCGUGAGGUGGACGCUGAGAGUCCGGCGGAGAAGGCGGGGAUACAGGACGGAGACGCGCUAUUGGCCGUGAACGGGGAGGCGGUGGAGAGCAUGGAGCAUGAUGACAUCGUCCACCGGAUCCGGCAGAGUGGACGACGCGUCACCCUCACCAUCGUCCACACCCAGGGAAAGGACUUCUUCACCCAGUUGGGUCUGUCUCCUCUAGUUUUCUGUGAAGAGUUCCUCCAUGAAAAAGAACAGAAUACAACAGCGCCCUCUGCUGUUCCUCCAAAAGAAGCACAGGCUGAUCUCCCCUGCCCGCGUCUAUGCGUCCUUGAAAGAGGGCCCACUGGAUUCGGCUUCCACCUGGGCUGCUUUGAGCAAGAGCCAGGAACCUUCGUAGGCCAGGUGGCGUUAGGUGGACCAGGACAGAAGGCUGGUCUCUUUCAAGGCGACGUAGUUGUGGAGGUGAACGGGCAGAACGUGGAGGAGGAAUACCUGGAGGAUGUGGCCCUGCUGGUGAAGGAGGGAGGGCAGUCUCUCAGCAUGUUGGUGGUGGACAGGCCUGGAUACACGAGGCUGAAACAGAGUGGCACAGCAAUUGCGCCAAGCCUCAUUCCACAUUGUGCUGAGGGUGAAAAGACCGUAGACGAUUCUGUAAUGUGA
Molecule: messenger RNA, 1524 nt
Organism: Conger conger (European conger)
Lineage: Eukaryota; Metazoa; Chordata; Actinopteri; Anguilliformes; Congridae
Gene: nherf4b
Product: NHERF family PDZ scaffold protein 4b
Exons: 11
Coding region: 1-1524 (507 amino acids)
Biological process (GO): protein localization to plasma membrane
Cellular component (GO): apical plasma membrane
Molecular function (GO): protein-membrane adaptor activity; protein binding
Source: RefSeq, a predicted model, not a curated record